This is a messenger RNA of Syngnathoides biaculeatus (alligator pipefish), 6076 nucleotides long. Its product is annotated as ubiquitin carboxyl-terminal hydrolase 31-like. The transcript is spliced from 16 exons. Gene Ontology annotation, molecular function: cysteine-type deubiquitinase activity. The record is from RefSeq and is a predicted model, not a curated record. The coding region runs from base 288 to 4196 and encodes 1302 amino acids. Lineage: Eukaryota; Metazoa; Chordata; Actinopteri; Syngnathiformes; Syngnathidae. Gene Ontology annotation, biological process: protein deubiquitination.
UCCCUCUUAAUAUCCAACUUCCUUUUUCGACUGGCCUCGUUAGGGUCGAAGGGGAGGUGGAGGCUAGCUGACUUUGAGAAAACAAACAAACAUCAUAUGGACGAGUCUUCAGUGCGGUACUGUAUAUAUACAUAUAAUAAUGUUGUUUUUGGAACGCGGGAUGAAGCUGAAGAAAAACCACCCGAGCAACCUACAAAACCCGCAGCCCGGACUCAAACCGGCAACCUCUGAGCCGUGAGGCAAACGACCUGCUUCUCUCUAACCAGCCCGCCGGAAAAGCAGCCAAAAUGUCCAAAGUGGUCACGAACAAGGAGAAGAAAUCCUUCAGCAAAAAGCUGUUCCGGAGGAGCUCGGUCCGCUCGGUGGGCAGCUUCAUGAACAGAGUUCUCCGGACUCUCUCCACUCUGUCCCACUUCAGCACAGACGAGCAGGCGGCCCGCGACGACAAGGACGACGCCUCGUCCGUGGCCGCCACCACCGGGGGUUCGCUCCAGUCGGACGACAGCGACUGCGGGGGCUUCCCCUUCGGCGACAAGGUCCCGGGUGUGGCCGGGCUCAAGAACCACGGCAACACCUGCUUCAUGAACGCCAUCCUGCAGUGCCUGAGCAACACCGAGCUGUUCGCCGAGUACCUGGCCCUGGAGCAGUUCCGGGGCCAGGGGGGCGGCCUGGGUGGAGGAUCCGAGGCCGGCAGCGGUGCCGAGACCAAGGCGAGUAAGUCCAACGGGGUCCUGGUGCAGAAGAAGUCCAGCCAGCAACAGCAGCAGGAGGAAUCCGGCGAGGUGACGGAGCAGCUAUCCGGUUUGGUUCGAGCCUUGUGGACCUUUGAGUACACGCCCCAGCACAGCAGAGACUUCAAGAAUGUGGUGUCGAAGAGCGCCCUUCAGUUCAAGGGCAACUCGCAGCACGACGCGCAAGAAUUCCUCCUGUGGCUGCUGGAUCGGGUUCACGAGGACCUCAACAACAUCAUCCACCCUGACGUCAGGCCCCCGAGGACGCCUCCGGUGGAGAACGAAAACGCCCCCGAAGGAUCCCCGCUGCCGGCGCCCGGAUCUUUCGUGCAAGAGCUUUUCCAGGCCCAGUACAGGUCCUCCCUGACUUGUCCUCACUGCCAGAAACAGAGCAACACCUUCGAUCCUUUCCUCUGCAUCUCACUGCCGAUCCCCGUACCUCACACACGGCCGUUGUACGUGACAGUCGUGUACCAGGGCAAGUGCUCCCAUUGUAUGCGGGUCGGGGUGGCCGUGCCCCUGUCCGGUACCGUGUCCAGGCUCAGACAAGCUGUGUCCCAAGAGACCAAAAUCCCUGCUCAACAGAUCGUCCUAACGGAGAUGUACUACGACGGCUUCCAUCGCUCCUUCUGCGACGACGACGACGACCUGGAGAUCAUUCAGGAGAGCGACUCCAUCUUUGCUUUCGAGACGCCCGAGCUCUUCAGGCCCGAUCAGAUCCGCUCCAAGCGAGGAGGGAGUCCGCACGCCAAUCUCAACCAGAACAACUUGAAGUACAGCACGGAUAACAAUCGGUUAUCCCCACAAAUCCAGGAGCCCACGACUCCGCCUCUCAGCCCCAACAAGAACACGGGCCAGGACGAGAAGGUGGUCCUGCUGGUGUGCAACCGAGCCUGCGCCGGCCAGCAGGGACGCAGGUUUGGGAAUCCCUUCAUCCUCUACCUGGAGCGCACCGUCACCUGGGAUGUGCUCCAGAAGGAAAUUUUGGAGAAGAUGCGUCACCUUUUGCGGCCCGGAGCCGUCGUGCAGGUUGGGCCCUUCACGUUACGCGUGGUGGGCGUGGUGGGCAUCACGUAUCUCCUGCCUCAGGAGGAGCAACCACUCUGUCAUCCUUCCGUGGAGAGAGCAUAUAAGUCUUGUGGUCCAGGGGGCCCGCCUCAUGUCAAAAUUGUUGUGGAAUGGGACAAGGAGACCAAAGACUAUCUGUUCAAAAGAACGGAGGACGAAUACAUCCCCGACGCCGAAAGCGUCCGCCACGUGAAGGAGCAGCAUCUCCAGCCGCAGAACUGCUCGCUCGCUCAGUGCUUUCAACUCUACACCAAAGAGGAACAGCUGGCUCCCGAUGACGCCUGGCGAUGUCCGCACUGCAAGCAGCUCCAGCAGGGCAGCAUCAAGCUCAGUUUGUGGACCCUUCCCGACAUCCUCAUCCUCCACCUCAAGCGCUUCCGACAGGACGGCGACCGCCGCAUGAAGAUGCAGAACAUGGUCAAGUUCCCGCUGACCGGGAUGGACAUGGCGCCGCACAUGGUGAAGAGGAGCCAGAGCAGCUGGAGUCUCCCCUCGCACUGGUCGCCAUGGAGACGGCCUUACGGGCUGGGGCGGGAUCCCGAGGAUUAUCUUUACGACCUGUACGCCGUGUGCAACCAUCACGGCACCAUGCAGGGGGGACAUUACACAGCUCAGUGUAAGAACUCCGUUGACGGGCAGUGGUACUGCUUCGACGACAGCGACGUCCAUCCCAUAUCAGAAGAGGACGUCUGCAAGCAGACGGCGUACAUCUUGUUUUAUCAGCGCCGCGCCACCAUCCCGUCUUGGUCUGCCAACAGUUCUGUGGGAGGAUCGACAAGUUCUUCCCUGUGCGAGCACUGGAUCAGCCGCCUGAUAGGAAGCCGUCCGCCGAGCCAAGCCUCGUCCGGUUCCUCCAGACGAACGUCGCUGGCCUCCCUCUCGGAGUCGGCCGAGUUCGCCGGCGAACGGAGCGAGGAUGACGGCUUAUCGAGCCGGCCCGUGGUGAGAGGCAUGCAAAGGCAGACAUUCUCCUCCAGAACGUCCAUCGCGAGUCCACUGGUGCUUAGUGACAACGGCCAGAAGCCGUCCUGGUCCCACUCUGCCAAGCUGCAACUCCGUUCGAACUCCCCCUCGCGCUUCUCCCUGGAAUCUCACUCUUCUUCUCCAACACUUGAAAUAAUAGGGGAGGUGGUUGAUACCAAUCUGUCAACGUCCUGCUUCAGCAGGUCACCUAAGAUUGGAGCUAAAUCCGCCCUCGCAGCAUUGGAUCAUAUUCCCGGCAGCAAACGGCUGAUAGAGCAGCUGCACCCCAAAGCCGCGUCACAGGCGGAGCCGAGGAGUUCCGUGCAGGCUGGGGAGAACAUCAAUCUCGUCAGCGGCGCCGAACAAAUAAGUCCUCGCCACGGGACGAGCGCAAAGGAGCAGAAGCAGAGAAAUGUGGCUGCCGACAGCGCGGCCGGCAAACGCACCUCAACGAAGACCGGGGUGGAGAGCGAGAGGAGCCCGAAGAAGCGUCCCGCCGCCUCCUCGACGUCAUCCAGCUCUCUGUCGCCUGCUUCCCCAGCCGUCGUUAAGUCACCAACUCGCGGGCAGGCUAAGGGUGCUGCUACCAAUCCAAAGGACAAGAGCGACGGACCACCCAAAACUAGUAAGGCUGGUUCCUCCAGAACAGCGACACCUUCCAAAAAAGGCUCAUCCCAAACUCAGGAUGGGUUACACGCUGACUCCGCCCAACAGAGGAAGAGCGGGUCUCCGGGAAGUUCGUACCCUCAGAGGAAGACAACGGCCAAAGGUGGCGGCGAUAAAAGCUCGGUCUCGGGAAGGACUAAAGGAGCGGACAGGAGCGCCAGCCGGGAUUGCUCACGGACAAACGCGGUGUCAGAGAAGAAGGUUAACAACGGAGGUCCUCCGUCCAGGUCCAGUGCUGCCAUGAGAGCGGAGGGCAGGCCGGGUCGAGCUUUUGAGAACAGGACGGUCGCCCGAAGCUCAAGCAGUAGCUCCUCUAUGACCAGUUUGCGAUCCUCCAGCGUGCUGCCACCGUCUUCCGCCUUGUCAAAACCCUCUCGGGGGAACAGUAAGACUGAGGACAAAGCUUUGUCCUUCUUCAAAACCGCCUUGAGGCCCAAAGACACCCGCAAGUCGACAGAUGGCGGGAAAGCCGGGGCUACGGACCCCAAAGGAAGUCUGGAAGACGGCGGAGACGCGGCGAGAGACGACGCCAGCAAGAAACCCCAGAACGCGGCUUCCGAAGCCGCCGCAGCUAAGGACAAGGAAUCCUCCAAAGGUUCGGCUGCAGCCAAACACUCGCUGCUGCCCUCCACUAAAUCCAAACUCUCAGAGUCGACCAGCCAGACUUCUUCCGCGAAAGAACCCUCAAAGAAAGAAGCUGUCAGAAAGACCAUCCCGUCCAGGAAAAUCCCCAUCAACUCCACGCAAUCAAGCCACAGGUCCAAAUGAGAUCCGUUCCAGGGCCCGACCAUCACCUCGCUCUUCUUUCGAGUGCAGCUCCAAUCACUGAAAUACGAGACACCUUCGGCCUUUCAGUGGUUCCCGGGUUUCCAGCUGCCGUCUCCGGACGCUUCCUGUCCACUUUGCUCUACGGUCUAUCUAGGAAUGGGUUCUACCAAAGCACUUUGUAUCGAUUGUGAUGAUUUCCAGGAAAUAGUAUUAGCGUGUUGUAAAUAAGCAUGGGUUGCUCGUUUAUUGGAAUGAUUGCCUUGUCGUGUCCGUCGGCGAGCCGAGAGGAAUCUGUCUUUUAAGCCUCGUUUCCACCAAGCGGCAGAGUUCCGAUCGGUUCGCUUCGGUAUGAUUUUUAAUGCGUUUUCAUUCGGGAGGGGACUGCGUUCCUUUCGUUGUGUAAACAAUCAAUUAAUAGUUCUCACGAAGCGAUGGGUGCGCUCGAUGCCUCUGCCUCGUGUUAAUGUUGAACAGAAUAACCCGAGUUGUGGUCUGGGUGGAUGUAGCUCAACUUCCUUUUGGCAGCAAAGAUGAAACUGCAGCAGAUUUUUUCUUUGCACAGAUUCAAUUCAAUAUUUGAUUGUUACGCCAUUUGGUUGUUCCGCGGGACCCGAGAUAUCGACUGGGGCGAUCCCACAUCGGGUUUGUCAGCCGCGGUAAUCGUUACGUUUCAGGCUAGCUGCACUCCCGUCCGUCGACUUGGGCGAGGCGCAAUCGGCGGACGCGCGGCUCAAGAGUGGGGGGAAAAAACUCGCGGGUGAGCAAUACUCGGAUUGUUGAAAAUAGCCGACGCGUAACUUUUGAAUUAUUACCCGAAAAUCGUGAGCUCUCCGUCAAUAUGGAGAGGCGAGUGUCAACAUCAGUGCCUCAGAUAAUCACACUAUUUAAUCGAAAUUGUAUAACUGCAGGUGUCGGUACAUUUUCAAGUAAAAUGUAAUAUUUAUUGAGCACCGAAUAUGUCAUUUCAAGUAACACACACCCGUGUAACCUUACUCGCUGUUUACGUAGACGUGAUGUAGUUCUUGUGCAACAGCCUUCGAGGAGUAUUUUCGGACAGGACGAGGAGACGGCCGCGGUCGGCGGUUUUAGUCGUCUGGAGAUCGCGGUUUCUUAAAUAUGUUUAUUUACCUGUAAGAACACGCGAAGCCCUCGGGCGAACCGGCACCGGGGGCCGACGCCGACAUUUGCCCGUGGCGCCCACCCGAGGCCUCGGGGCUCUUUCCGACUGCCACACUGUCUCGGAACAUUCCUCUCAAAAAGAACACAGGGUGCACAAAGGCCACACACACACACACACACACACACACGCUCGUCCGGCCCCCACCUUUCGGUCCACUUGCGCAAUCUGAUGACGUCCAAUUCCAUUUUUGCAAAGAAAAUACUACUAUUUUUUUUUUUUUUUUACGGUGUCAACCUGUGAGGUGUUUUUAGCUACGUUUUUAGCUAACUGCUACAACCGCCACCUUUAAUAAUAAUUGGUUUUAUAUAUAUUUUUUAAAGCUUUUCUGGCCAAAUAUGCAACGAAUCUCAACAAAUAAAAUAGUAACACAAUAAUUGUCUUCAUAACACACCAGUGAGUAACGAUAAUUCCGUUAAAGAAGCAAACUUUCUGCUGCAUGUCAGGAACACAGCAUAUUUCUGAUUUUCAUGUAAAUAUGAUGAAUAAUAUUGUUGUUUUGGAUGAGGUUGUAGAUACGCAUCAGUCGGUCACUGGUCUAGUGGGCUGCAGGCCCCCAAACCAUCUUAAAAAUCCUAUAUUUGCCUUAAAAUCCAGAAAUAUAAAUCGACAAAAGACAUUUAUAUUAAUAUUACUGAACGAUAUAUAAUUGCUUGGUGCGGCUUGUUUCGUAAAUCAAACUUUACGAAUGUCACAGCGCAUC